Molecule: messenger RNA, 2025 nt
Organism: Lathyrus oleraceus (garden pea)
Lineage: Eukaryota; Viridiplantae; Streptophyta; Magnoliopsida; Fabales; Fabaceae
Exons: 7
Coding region: 1-2025 (674 amino acids)
Source: RefSeq, a predicted model, not a curated record
AUGACUUUUCCAAGAUCACACUUUCAAGGAACUCAUGACAGUGAAGCUGGCCCAAGUAGAAUUACACAUGUUAAUGAUGUUGCACUUGAUCGUAAUUACACAUCACCUAAUCAACGAAACAACACGAGUCAAUCCGAUACAGAUGAUAUGGAUGUUGAUGAAGCUUUGGAGGAUGCAGUAAUAUCAUAUGUUAACAUGGACGCCAGAGAAAAUGGUGCAUUAUCACGUCGUCCUCAAGAAUCAGGACAUGCUUUUCGAGCAAAGCACAAUAUUGCUCAAAAUUUCAAAAAUAAUAUGAUGAUGGCAAAAUCUCGGUUGUCUCAUCCAUUUACCUGUAGACACUGCAAUGCAAGAUUGUUUCAUCAUGAAUCACGUGACACGUGUUGUAAUGGUGGAAAGGUAUCAUUCUCACGAGUUGAUGCUCCUAUAGAAUUGCAACAAUUAUUUUUGGAUGGUUCAGUUGAAGGAAAACAUUUUAGGCAACAUAUUCGAAGUUAUAAUCAUGUGCUUUCAUUCACUUCAAUUGGUGUUCAUGUUGAUGAGAAUAUUCUUGCAUCUGGUCGUGGUAUAUACACAUUUCAUGCUCAAGGUGCUUUUUACCAUAACAUAGGAGGUUUCUAUCCAAAUGAGGGUGUUAGGCCGCAUUUCUUACAACUAUACAUCUACGACACCGAUAAUGAGCUACAUAAUAGAAUGCAGGAAAAUCCACAGCUGCACCAAAAUGUAGUUCACAAAUUACAGAAAAUGCUCCAUCAGUUUAAUCCUUUUGUAAUUAGGUUCAAGCAACUUUCAAUACUUCCAAAUAUCAGUGAAUGUAGCCUCAUACUUAAGGAGCGUCCAAGUAAUCACCAUCAAUACAAUCUUCCAACUGCUGAACAAGUUGCGGGAAUUAUUGUUGGAUGUGAUGUAGAUUUUAUGGAUUAUGGAAGGGAUAUUAAUGUCAUUCGCUGUGAUGGAAAUCUCAAGAAAGUUCAAGAGACAAAGGGAUAUUAUGAUCCUUUGCAAUACCCUGUAUUGUUUCCAUUUGGGACGCAUGGUUGGGACAUUAACACAACAAAAUGCAAUGGACGAAGAGUGCCAUGUCGAGCAUAUUACAGUUACAUGCUUCAGAUUCGCCCAAAUGAUCAAUCAAUGUUGUUAAAUGCGGGUCGACUGUUGCAACAAUAUGUUGUAGACAAUUAUGUCAAAAUUGAAUCAGGGAGAUUAAGGUGGAUUAAAGAGCACCAAAGUGAUAUACGUUCUGAAUUCUACCAAGGUUUACAUGAUGCUUUGCAUGUUGGUGAAACUAAUGCAGAGAACAUUGGAAAAAGAACAAUAUUGCCAUCAUCAUUUAUUGGUGGUCGUCGAGACAUGACACAACGUUAUGAAGAUGGCAUGGCUAUUGUUCUUAAUGGCGGUAAACCAAAUAUUUUUCUAACAAUGACAUGCAAUCCUUCUUGGAGUGAGAUAACAUCAGAACUUUUUCCUUUUCAAACACCACAAGAUUGUCCAGAUUUGCUAACAAGAAUAUUUCGUUCGAAAUUUGAGAAAUUGAAGGAUGGUGUUAUUAAUAAAGGAGUCUUGGGUAAAGUUAAAAGCUACAUGAGAAGGUUUGAUGAGUCUGUAUCGUUAGGUAAAGAUAGGUUUGUCGAUAAUAGAUGGGUGGUUCCUUAUAACCCUUGGUUACUGUUAAAGUAUGACUGUCACAUCAAUGUAGAGAUUUGCAGUAGCAUUAGAAGUAUCAAGUAUCUAUACAAAUAUGUGUACAAGGGCCCUGGUCGUGUGGCUAUGGAGGUUCAUAAAGGAUCAUACAUGGAUGAAGUUCAGCAAUAUGUUGAUGCAAGAUGGAUUUGUGCUCCCGAGGCAUUAUGGAAAAUAUUUCGAUUCACUAUUUACCGAUUAUAUCCUUCGGUUGAAAGAUUGCAUAUCCACUUGUUGAACCGUCAUCAAGUGCGCUUUUAUGAUCAUCAGCAAAUUGCAGAUGUGUUAAAUAAUGAACGCAACUCCAAAACAAUGCUCACACAAUUCUUUGCAUUGAAUCUAUGA